UGAUUUUAUUGGUUUUUAAUUUUGACCGUUUAUGAUUUUUAUUCCAUGACAAUCGUCUAGAAUAUUCUCGAAGCUUCUAUGCGCGUCAUCAACCGAGUUCAGUGGUGAUGGCAGAGGGGUAGGUAUUAAUUUAUUGAAUUUCACUCGUCUCGUUUUCAAUUUUCAUUGUUCAUUCUCGAUUCACAUUUCGCCGCCAUUUCAAGUUUACCGUCGCUUCUGCAUAAGUCGUUUUUGGUGAGUAACUGUUUUAUUUAUUGUUUCCUAUACCUUAUUUCCUCGUUUAAUCAUCCCUAUUGUUGGUUUUAAGUACGAAGAAACUUUUUGGGGUCAGCUAACAGUACUGUGGAACUUUAUUCGGAGUCUGUCUCGACUGGUGUUUAUGUUUGACCUAACGAAAUUGGUUUACGUCCACUAGGUAUACAGUACCUAUUCAUAUUUUGUUUACAGUUUCGUAACAACGGUAAUAUUAUUGUUACUGUUCCCACCAUAUUUUUCGUCUGUAGUUUUUUUCAAAUUUAAUUUGUUUUAGGUUCCGAUGUACUUCCGAAUUUUGAUCGUAUUGCUUAGAUUGCAUUGUAUUUGUAUGUACUAAGAUAUAAUAACACGAUAGUUAUAAUGUCUUCUAUUAGACUUCAUUUCUAUGAAUUCAUUUAUUGAAUUAUAAACCACAAAUUUGUUGAGAAUAACCGGUGACAAUUUCCCCUCAAAAUUCGAAUCUGUUUUAAAUCGAUGAAAUUCGUUUGGUUUCAUUGGUUACACCGUUUACAAACCUGUCACAAAUUUUUGUGAUUAUCGGUGACUUAAUCAUUCCCUACAGAAUUAUUAUUUGUCCCCGUUUAACCAUCGGUGCGGCGUCUAGGAAGUGUUAUCAUUAUAAUCGUAGCCAUUUUAGUUCUUGUCAUAUGAUUAAAUAUCAUACAAAAUUAGUCUUAUUAUUUUGCAACUAAAGGUAGGGGUAAGUUUCAUCUAUGAAGGAUGCAAGAAACGAAUAUUUUGACCGUUAUCAUUGCUUCGCAGGCUACUACGAAUUGUAACUGCACUAAAAUGAUAUAUUUUCAAUUUUUGACCGUACUUUUAACAAAUUCACAAAAACUUUAUGUCACAAGUUUAGUAAUUAUUAAUUUUUCGUGGUUAAGACAACUUGACAAAACCAUUGUAAUAAAUUUAUUUAGAAUUUAGAUUAAUAUAUUUGGUUCUCUUGCUCUUUAUGUAUUAAUUGCUUAUAUAUAAUUGCUAUAUUUAUUAUUUAGUUAUGGUUAAAUACGUAUAAAUUAAUGGAUAAAUAAUUUAAGAAAAAAAAAUUAGGUAGGUCAUAGGUAUUACAAAAAUAUUUAGUGGUGCAACCGAGAGGGUCAGUUUGAGUGUUCACCUAUCCCCUACUUAAAUUGUGAGAUUUUUUUAUGAAUCCUACAUAAUAAUUUGUAUUGUUUUAAAUUUUAGAUCUAUUUUGUGGCAAAAAAAUUUUGAUUUUUACUAAAUUUCUUUGCAAAAAUUUUUUGUUUACUAAAGUGCCUACUCCAAAUUAUUCACAUAUAUUAAAAUGUAUUCAUUUUUCGAACUUCAGUACUUUGUUUUUCAAUGUUAUGCUAAUAAUUUGUGAAUAAUAAUUGGUUAUGUGGUUAUCAGUUUUGUAGUCUAAGCACCACUUUCACAUUAAUCUGUAUAAGUGCAUAUUUUUAUUGAAUUAAAUUAAAUUAAAGGUAAUAAUUAAGGUCUGCUCACAUAUACAAUUAAUUAAAUUAUUCACAACAACCUUUCAUCGUAUGUGUGUUUAAUGAUGUUAAUUGCAUUCUAUAAUAGACAUGAUAUCAAUAUAGAUAAUUGCAAUAGUUGUUUUAUUUAUCAUUAUAAGGGAUCAAACUUUGUACACUAAAAUGUAUUGUAUUGUUUCAUUUAAAAUACAUGCACUUUAAAUACGCAACUUUUAGACUGGAUGGUUAAGUAUGUUUCUAUACCAACGAAAACCCUCAGUCAACUACGUGUUGGUCAUCUCAUAUAAUAUACAGUGGUCAAAGAUCGAGUUUUUUUUUUAUUCUUUAGCUCUGUGCUGCAACUGUGGUGAGGAUUACUUUUAUUUUAAAAUCCAUAAAUCGUACAUGAGUACACUAAUAUAUUUUAGUAUUACCCAAGAAGAAUAACUAUUUUUUGAUAUUCUUAAUAUAAAUAAAGUGAAACAUUUGAAUUAGGAAAUUCUACAAACAUUCUUCGGCUUUCUAGUGGGGGGAGGGGGGGAGUAAAAAAUUUUGCAAUUUGCUAAAGCUAAUAAUAUGUUAAAUAAAAAACUGAGUGCUAGUUUAAGAUAAGUUAUAAUAUUAUGCACAGUCAUUGAUCACCAACUAGAUAUUUUAUAACAUCAAGUAAUCAGUUGUUUUGAAUUCUUACUUUAAUUUUUAUAUUUUUAAAGACUAUUAUAAUGUAUUAUUUUCUAGACUUAAUUUUCAUUGAAUGUUUAUCUUUGUUGUUGACAGAAGCCUUGAUAACAGUUUUUGUUCCUACAAUAUUUAUUAAGCCAUAAACCUAUUAACCAAAAAUGGCUAAAACUCCUGCAGUUGGUAUCGAUUUGGGUACAACAUACUCUUGUGUUGGAGUGUUUCAACACGGUAAAGUAGAGAUCAUUGCCAAUGACCAGGGAAACCGUACUACUCCUAGUUAUGUUGGUUUCACUGAUACUGAACGUCUUAUUGGAGACGCAGCAAAAAACCAGGUUGCUAUGAAUCCUAACAACACAAUCUUUGGUAAGCACUAAAUAAUUGUAAAUAACGUAUGUUUUUAAUGGGUAUAGUAAAAUUAUAUUCUAUUAUAGAUGCUAAGCGAUUGAUUGGAAGACGUUUCGAAGAUGCUACUGUUCAAGCUGAUAUGAAGCACUGGCCUUUUGAAGUUAUUAGUGAUGGUGGUAAACCAAAGAUCAAAAUAUCCUACAAAGGGGAGAGCAAAAUUUUUUCCCCUGAAGAGGUACAUUUAAAGUCCUGUUUAAUAUUGUGUAAUAUAAAAAUGUAUACCCGCUUUAGAACACGAAAAUUAUUAAUUUACCUGGUUGAACCACCAAACAUAUUCCCCUUUGAUGAUUUUUAACUAAUGUCCAAAAUUAUUUGUUUAGGUAUCUUCUAUGGUCUUGACCAAGAUGAAGGAAACCGCUGAAGCCUACUUAGGAAAGACGGUGACAAAUGCUGUAAUCACAGUACCUGCUUAUUUCAAUGACUCCCAGCGUCAAGCCACCAAAGAUUCUGGUACUAUUUCCGGUUUGAAUGUUAUGCGUAUUAUUAACGAACCAACAGCUGCGGCUAUUGCUUAUGGUCUUGAUAAAAAGACAUCUGGAGAACGUAAUGUUCUUAUCUUUGAUUUGGGUGGUGGUACUUUUGAUGUAUCCAUUUUGACCAUUGAAGACGGAAUAUUUGAAGUAAAGUCUACGGCUGGAGACACCCAUUUAGGAGGUGAAGAUUUUGACAAUAGAAUGGUUAAUCACUUUGUUCAAGAGUUCAAACGCAAGUACAAGAAGGACUUGACUUCCAAUAAGAGGGCGUUAAGACGAUUGAGAACAGCUUGUGAACGUGCAAAGCGUACUCUGUCAUCAUCUACCCAAGCGAGCAUUGAAAUUGAUUCGUUGUUUGAAGGAGUUGAUUUCUACACAUCCAUCACCCGUGCUCGUUUUGAAGAAUUGAAUGCUGAUCUUUUCCGUAGCACUAUGGAACCAGUAGAAAAAUCUCUCUGUGAUGCCAAAAUUGACAAAUCUGCCAUUAACGAUAUUGUAUUGGUUGGAGGUUCUACUCGUAUCCCCAAAGUACAAAAAUUAUUGCAAGAUUUCUUCCACGGAAAAGAAUUGAAUAAGUCUAUCAACCCCGAUGAGGCUGUUGCCUAUGGUGCUGCUGUUCAAGCAGCUAUUUUGCAUGGAGACAAAUCUGAAGAAGUCCAAGACUUGUUGUUGCUUGAUGUUACUCCAUUGUCUCUGGGUAUUGAAACUGCUGGUGGUGUGAUGACAGCUCUUAUUAAGCGUAACACCACUAUUCCAACCAAACAGACCCAGACUUUCACUACUUACUCUGAUAAUCAACCUGGUGUGUUGAUCCAAGUUUAUGAAGGAGAGCGUGCUAUGACAAAAGAUAAUAACUUGUUGGGAAAAUUCGAGCUCACUGCUAUCCCCCCAGCACCACGUGGAGUCCCUCAAAUCGAAGUCACUUUUGACAUUGAUGCCAAUGGUAUUUUAAAUGUCAGUGCCAUUGAAAAGUCAACCAAUAAAGAAAAUAAGAUCACCAUCACUAACGAUAAGGGACGUUUGAGCAAGGAGGAUAUUGAACGCAUGGUGAAUGAUGCUGAGAAAUACAAGGCAGAAGAUGAACAACAAAAGAAUGUAAUUUCUGCCAAAAAUAGCUUGGAAUCUUACUGCUUUAAUAUCAAGAGUAGUAUGGAAGAUGAAAAACUCAAGGACAAAAUCCCAGAAACUGACAGAACNGAUGCCAAUGGUAUUUUAAAUGUCAGUGCCAUUGAAAAGUCAACCAAUAAAGAAAAUAAGAUCACCAUCACUAAUGAUAAGGGACGUUUGAGCAAGGAGGAUAUUGAACGCAUGGUGAAUGAUGCUGAGAAAUACAAGGCAGAAGAUGAACAACAAAAGAAUGUAAUUUCUGCCAAAAAUAGCUUGGAAUCUUACUGCUUUAAUAUCAAGAGUAGUAUGGAAGAUGAAAAACUCAAGGACAAAAUCCCAGAAACUGACAGAACCAUCAUUAUGGAUAAAAUUAAUGAUACAAUUAAAUGGUUAGAUGCUAACCAACUGGCUGAAAAGGAAGAAUACGAACAUAAACAAAAGGAGUUAGAGGGAGUUUGUAACCCCAUUAUUACCAAAUUGUAUGCUGGAGCUCAGGGUGGUAUGCCUGGAGGCAUGCCUGGUGGUAUGCCAGGUUUUCCAGGUGGUGAUCCCGGAGCCGGAGCUGGUUCAGGUGCUGGCCCAACUAUUGAAGAAGUUGAUUAAUUAAUUAAUUUAUAAACCCAACACAUUCCUAUUUCCUAUUGCUACAUAAAAAUGAUUUAUCACAUUGAUAAAUUACAGUAAAAAUAUUAUAUCAUUAUCAUUUUUGUUGUAUACUUAAUAAAAAAGUUUAAAUAAAAUUUUUUUUUACAGUCCGAUAUGUUUGUUAGUUUUUAUUAUAUAUUAUAUUAUCUUAAUUUUUGUAUUGCAUGUGCUUUUAGAAUCUACUAUAAAAUAUGUUAAACAUGAUCAAACUGAGUGAAAUAUAAAGUAUUAAAAUAUCCAGGUGAUUCGUCCACAAUAAUAAUUGUGUGGGUUUUUGAGUCUAAAUAAAUUCAAUAUGCAAUUUGUAGGUUUAAUUGGUUUUUAUACAUUUUUAAAGCAUUUUUCACCAUUGCAUUUUUAUGUGUUCAUUAGAGUUAAAUUUGCAUGGCAUUAUUAUUUAUUUCUACAAAAAAAUAAAAAUUAUAGAACUAAUCUUAAUUUAUUCUAAUCGUUUUUAUUUGAACUAAUACUGUAUUAGAAAUUAUCUUAAGAUUUGAUAAUUUUGUACUUCAGUAAAAAGAAAUGUUUUUUG
Molecule: messenger RNA, 5534 nt
Organism: Cinara cedri
Lineage: Eukaryota; Metazoa; Arthropoda; Insecta; Hemiptera; Aphididae
Source: the annotation of a GenBank genome assembly